CUUUAGCUAUCAGGCAUUGCCGAGAACUCGAGAUCAAGUGUGGAAAAGUGAGGUUGGGAGACCAUCUAUCAGGAUCACACCUUUCACUAUGUCAUCCGAUAAAAAACUGUCGGAUGUUACGAAAAAGAUAUCCGAAAUGGACACGGAGGAAACUGGGAAAAAGUUGACACACAAAGAAAAGAAGAAAUUAAAAAAACAGCAGGAAUAUGAGAAAACAAUGGAAAUGUUGACCAAGACCGGUGGUCAGGGUCAUAGCGAACUGGAAUCCAACUUUACCGUGUCUCAGUCUCAAACCCAGCAACGCACCAACCAACAAUUAGAACAUGCUGUUGAUAUCAAAGUGGAAAACUUUAGUAUCGCUGCCAAAGGAAAGGAGUUGUUCACUAAUGCUAGUUUACUGAUCGCACAAGGCAGACGUUACGGUUUGGUAGGGCCAAACGGACACGGCAAGACCACUUUAUUGCGUCACAUUGCCAAAAGAGCGUUUGCUAUUCCAUCCAGCAUCGAUGUUUUGUACUGUGAGCAAGAAGUUAUCGCAGAUGAUACUCCAGCUGUACAAGUAGUACUCGAUGCAGACGUCAAAUGUAAAGAAUUAAUGACAGAAUGCAAACGCUUGGAAGAAUUAGUGGAACAAGGAGAUACUUCUAUUCAAAGUAGAUUGCAAGAGGUUUACGAAGAACUGAAAAUAAUCGGAGCAGAUUCCGCGGAACCGCGGGCUAGGAGAAUUCUUGCUGGUUUAGGAUUUAGUCGUGCCAUGCAAGAUCGCGCGACAAAGAAUUUUUCCGGUGGUUGGCGUAUGCGUGUUUCUCUUGCAAGAGCUCUCUUCUUAGAACCUACUUUACUAUUGCUCGACGAACCAACGAAUCAUUUAGAUUUGAAUGCUGUCAUUUGGUUGGACAAUUAUCUACAAGCAUGGAAAAAGACGUUAUUAAUUGUUUCUCAUGACCAAAGUUUUUUGGAUAACGUGUGCACAGACAUAAUUCAUUUGGAUCAGCAGAAACUAUUUUAUUACAAAGGAAACUACAGUAUGUUCAAAAAGAUGUACGAACAAAAGCGAAAAGAAAUGAUAAAAGCGUACGAGAAACAAGAAAAGCGACUCAAGGACCUCAAAGCCUCUGGUCAAAGUAAAAAACAAGCUGAAAAGAAACAGAAAGAAGCUUUAACGAGGAAGCAAGAAAAAAAUCGAACAAAAAUGCAAAAACAAGACGACGACACGACGCCUACGGAAUUGUUACAGAAACCUAGAGAAUAUAUAGUGAAAUUUAGUUUCCCCGAUCCACCUCCCUUGCAACCACCCAUUCUUGGUCUUUACAAUGUCAACUUUUCGUACCAAGGACAAAAGCCAUUAUUUAUCAACGUUGAUUUUGGAAUAGAUUUAAGUUCUAGAAUAGCUAUAGUAGGACCUAACGGUGUCGGUAAAUCCACAUUUUUAAAAUUAUUAACCGGUGAUUUGCAACCAGUGAAAGGAGAAUUAAUAAAGAAUCAUCGACUGAGGAUAGGUAAGUUCGACCAGCACUCUGGCGAACAUCUAACCGCUGAAGAAACGCCGUCGGAAUAUUUAAUGCGUUUGUUCGAUCUUCCGUAUGAGAAAGCUAGGAAACAAUUAGGAACAUUUGGACUCAGCUCCCACGCUCAUACAAUUAAAAUGAAAGAUUUAUCGGGAGGUCAAAAAGCGCGAGUCGCUUUAGCAGAAUUAUGUUUGAAUGCACCCGACGUUGUAAUUUUAGACGAACCGACCAACAAUUUGGAUAUAGAAUCUAUCGAUGCUCUGGCCGAUGCUAUUAACGAAUAUAAAGGAGGAGUUAUUAUUGUUUCUCACGACGAACGUCUAAUCAGAGACACGGAAUGUUGUUUAUACGUUAUCGAAAAUCAACAGAUUAAUGAAAUUGAUGGAGACUUCGACGAUUACAGGAAAGAACUGUUGGAAAGUCUAGGAGAAGUUAUUAACAAUCCGAGUAUAGCCGCAAAUGCUGCUGUUCUACAAUAAUCAUUUUGCCUUUGUAUUCUCCAGCGGCCUGUAAAAACGAUCCCUUCGGACACAACUAUUCGUUAGGUAGAUUAAGUGCUUUUUACCCUAAACAAUUAUCGAGUUCCGAUUAUUCGUUUAAAAAUGCGAUUAUCAGUACUUUAAAUGCAAAAGAUCAUUUCACUUGUGUCCGAAGGUAUUCAAAGUUUAAACAAAUAUUGCGUCUGAUAGGGCUAAGAUAUUGUCAAAUUGUAAUAUAUUCGCAACUUACGAUUUCUAUUUGAAUUGCAAAUGUUAUGUCUAUGAAAAAGCUGAAAAGUAUCGAUCGCUUCUAACACGAGUUUUAUUGGUAAAAUAUCAUUGUUUCAAGUUCUUUCAUUUUUCGUGUCUGACACGUGCAAUUCAAACGAUUAGAAACAUUAUUCGAGUCUACGAAGAAAUAUUUAUAUACAUAUGUAUUAAGUUCUGACCAGAACUGUAUUUUGUAUCAUAAAUAUUUACUUCAUGUUUAAAUAACAGAAAUAAAAAUUAUUCGCAGAAUGA
Hylaeus anthracinus is the source of this 2509-nucleotide messenger RNA. RefSeq names its product ATP-binding cassette sub-family F member 1. Bases 89 to 1987 code for a protein of 632 amino acids. The transcript is spliced from 5 exons. Gene Ontology annotation, molecular function: ATP binding; ATP hydrolysis activity. Lineage: Eukaryota; Metazoa; Arthropoda; Insecta; Hymenoptera; Colletidae. The record is from RefSeq and is a predicted model, not a curated record.